Mytilinidion resinicola is the source of this 1650-nucleotide messenger RNA. RefSeq lists its product as uncharacterized. Gene Ontology annotation, molecular function: zinc ion binding; DNA-(apurinic or apyrimidinic site) endonuclease activity; damaged DNA binding. Gene Ontology annotation, cellular component: nucleus. The transcript is spliced from 4 exons. The record is from RefSeq and is a predicted model, not a curated record. Gene Ontology annotation, biological process: base-excision repair. Bases 121 to 1326 code for a protein of 401 amino acids. Lineage: Eukaryota; Fungi; Ascomycota; Dothideomycetes; Mytilinidiales; Mytilinidiaceae.
GACGCCCUCACGUGACGACGCGAUUGAAAUUGGAGCCAACUUCGCGUCUCCGGUGCUGCCUUGAUCACCACCUCUCAUCAAUCCAGCAACUCCACCCUCCCAGGAUCGAUUCAAGCUAUCAUGCCUGAGAUCGGCGAAAUCGCACGCAUCGUGCACUUCCUCAAGAAGCAUGUCGUAGGCAAUACCAUCUCCGCCGUCAAGACACAAGAGGACGACAUUGUCUACGGCAAAGUAGGAUGUUCAGCGACGGCAUUCUCAGAGGCCAUGACUGGAAAGAAAGUGCUCGACGCGCGCCAACAGGGCAAAUAUUUCUGGCUUGUCAUGUCCUCGCCCCCGCAUCCCCUGAUGCACUUUGGUAUGACUGGUUGGAUCAAAUUCUCCAACGACGACAAUGCGCACUACCGCUCCAACGGUGUCGUCAAACCUGGGGACGCUGAAUGGCCUCCGAGAUUCUGGAAAUUCAUCCUGCAGAUCAAGGAGGAGCCGGACUGCGAAGUCGCGUUCGUGGAUGGUCGCAGACUUGGUCGCAUUAGGUUGGUGGAUGUCGAGGGCGACAUGAUGAGGAAGACAACCCCUUUGAAGGAGAACGGCCCUGAUCCUGUGGUCGACUCGGACAUAUUGACGCAGGAGUGGCUGGCGAAGAAGCUGAGGAGUAAAAAGGUUCCUGUGAAAGCCCUGCUUCUUGAUCAAGCAAAUAUCAGCGGAGUUGGCAAUUGGGUCGGUGAUGAAGUUUUGUAUCAAGCAAAAUUACACCCCGAACAAUACAGCAACACGUUCAGCGAUGAACAGAUCCAACGACUUCAUGACUCCCUCAUCGACGUAUGCACUACUGCCUGCACUACCCUAGCGGACUCUGAGAAAUUUCCCGAGAACUGGUUGAUGCGCCACCGCUGGAACAAGGGCAAAGAAGGAGGAGACCGGCUUCCAAAUGGAGAGAAGAUAAUCUUCCUCAAGGUUGGCGGACGCACUUCCGCAGUCAUCCCAAGCGUCCAGAAAAAGACUGGACCCGUAUCAGCUGGCAUCAAAGGUGAAGGCGAUGAAGACGAAGAUGGCGCAGAAGAGAAGAAACCAAAGAAGGCCAAGGGACGUGGCAAGGCUGUUGAUGACGAUGUGUCGCCGAAAGCACCAACUGCGAAAAGAGCAAGAAAGACCAAACAACCAGAGCCAGAAACCGAAGCAUCUGACGAGGAGGAGGAGGACGAAGUGAAGCCGAAUAAGAAACUAAAGCUAGCAAGCAAUGGCACUGGGAAGAAAACUGCGAAAGGCAAUACGUCAACGAAGAUCAAGGAAGAGACUCCCGGCAAGCGACGAUCAACACGGAACUAGGCAGGCUAAACUUCACAUCACUUAAAGCAGAAUGCGUGUGUACGGAGUAGGCUUUGUUUGCGUUUAGGCGUACAAGAGUUGAUGCCUGUCCCUAUCCUACAAAGUAGUUUUCGAUGUGUGUUGGCGUAGGAGUUUGGACAUUUUUUAUAGCAUAAUGGUUGACCCUGGAACUGUACCGUGAUCCUAUCCAAUUGAUUGCACAUCUGUGCUAAGUAAACAUUGAUAUACAAGUCUUGCCCUAAUAUACAUUUACUCUGCCUUCGUCUCUUCCACAUCCUUCUUCUCCUCCGGACCCUUCUCUUCCUCUUCCAUCAUGUACCUCCU